CGUCAUAAAGAUGGCGCUGUCCAUAGUGAGGCGUGCUGUGCGGGGCCGGCUGAGCAGUGGAGUCCGCACUCUGACCGCUCACCCGCAGCGCGGGGCUCAGAGCCCCGCCCCUCGCGUCUUUUCGGGGAUCCAGCCCACCGGGAUCCCGCACCUGGGUAACUACCUGGGGGCGCUGCAGAGCUGGGCGCGGCUGCAGGAGGAGUUCGGCUCGGUCCUGUACAGCAUUGUGGACCUGCACUCCAUCACUGUGCCCCAGGACCCGGACGCCCUGCGGAGGAGCGUGCUGGACAUGGCCGCCUGCCUGUUGGCAUGUGGGGUGAACCCUGACAAGAGCUGCCUCUUCCAGCAGUCCCAGGUCCCGGAGCAUGCCGAGCUGGGAUGGAUUCUGAGCUGCCUGACCUCAAUGCCACGGCUCCGCCAUCUGCCGCAGUGGAAGAUGAAAAGUCAGAGCCAGAAGAACGAGGGGAGCGUCGGGCUCUUCAUCUACCCUGUGCUGCAGGUGGCGGAUAUCCUGCUCUACCAGUCCACGCACGUUCCAGUCGGCGAUGACCAGGCCCAGCACUUGGAGCUGACGCAGGAUGUGGCACGGAUCUUCAAUAACCAAUACGGAGAAUUCUUCCCCAUCCCCCGAGCUCUGAUGAGCAGCGCCAAGAAGAUCCGCUCCCUCCGAGACCCUUUGGUGAAGAUGUCAAAAUCAGACCCUCAAAACCUGGCCACCGUGCGGCUGACGGACACCCCGGAUGAAAUAGUCCUGAAAUUCCGCAAAGCUGUGACGGACUGCACCUCAGAGGUGACCUAUGACCCUGAAAGGCGACCGGGCGUCUCCAACCUGGUGGCUAUCCACAGUGCGGUGAGCGGCCUCACCCCCGAGGAGCUGGUGCGGCAGAGCCGCGGACUGGAGACCGCGCAGUACAAGCUGGUAGUGGCAGAGGCGGUGAUCGCCCACCUGACGCCCAUCCGCGAGGAGUUUCAACGACUCAGGGGGGAUACAGGGUUGCUCACAGAGGUGCUGACCCGCGGGACUCAUGCGGCGCGGGAGGUGGCCACUCCUGUAUAUGACACGGUCUGCAGGAUGGUCGGGUUAAGGUGACAACGCCCCGCGGCCUGUCCGCUCCUACAAUUAGUUCUGCAACUUUCUAAUUCCUUUUGCUUUUUUUAAGGAUCUCUGCUUCCUGUCGGUGAAUGGGAAAAUUCAUUGUUUACAUCCAGAGGCUGAAAGCUCGUCCUGCUAACGUAGCUGAGUGUUUGUUACAGUGUAUAGACCACUCCUAGUGAGGGAAACAACUUUCACCUGUACUGAUACAUUGUAACAAGCUGCCCUGCUGUGUGAGCAGGACUGGGUCGUCACAUGGUGUAAAUCAGGCUGCUGUGGACAACACCUCCACUCAAUUUUCUGAGAUCCUAUUGAAAAACAAUCAGGCAUGUCACUGACAGCAAGCAGAGCUCUUGAAGAUGGUGAGGAAUUCAAACACUAUGAGAAAGUUGUAGAUCUUUUCACCAUGAAAUGUACAGUGGAGUCAAGAUGGUCUUGGAACAGAGUGGCCCUUGUAGUGCAGACCUGGACUACUACUCCCAUCAUCCGCUGGAUGCACAUCUCUCUUCAGACAAUGGUAUUAUCCUUGCAUACACUUUACAAUUUAUUUUUAUAUUGUAAAAAUCCUGUUAAUCUGCCCCUCAGGCAAUGAGACUAAUGCCGGAUUAUUAACCAUUCCGAACCAUCGGAUGGCCCGGGGGGCAGUUAUUUCUCUGCGGCUCGCGUCACACACAGGGAUUUGGGGCAGUUUUUUGAGCCGAAGCGAGAGAUAAAGGACGGACGUCUGAUUCUCCAACCUCCGGCUCAGCGAUUAUAUAACGUAAAGGCGUCAGGGGGAGGUAUGGCUUCUGCUCAGUCCGGAACAUUCUGGAUUAUUGGACAUUUCUGUAAAAGAUAAAUAAACCAAUAAAUGUAAUG
Molecule: messenger RNA, 1951 nt
Organism: Bufo bufo (common toad)
Lineage: Eukaryota; Metazoa; Chordata; Amphibia; Anura; Bufonidae
Gene: WARS2
Product: tryptophanyl tRNA synthetase 2, mitochondrial
Exons: 6
Coding region: 11-1090 (359 amino acids)
Biological process (GO): mitochondrial tryptophanyl-tRNA aminoacylation
Cellular component (GO): mitochondrial matrix; mitochondrion
Molecular function (GO): ATP binding; tryptophan-tRNA ligase activity
Source: RefSeq, a predicted model, not a curated record